This is a messenger RNA of Grus americana (Whooping crane), 2079 nucleotides long. RefSeq names its product choline kinase beta (gene CHKB). The record is from RefSeq and is a predicted model, not a curated record. The transcript has 11 exons. Gene Ontology annotation, molecular function: ethanolamine kinase activity; choline kinase activity. Gene Ontology annotation, biological process: CDP-choline pathway; phosphatidylethanolamine biosynthetic process. The coding region runs from base 52 to 1230 and encodes 392 amino acids. Gene Ontology annotation, cellular component: cytoplasm. NCBI's taxonomy places the organism in Eukaryota, Metazoa, Chordata, Aves, Gruiformes, Gruidae.
CGGCUGGGACGCGACGGGAGGCUACGCCCAGCCGGGCGGAACGGGGCGGCCAUGGCGGCGGCGGCGGGACGGGGCAGCGGGACCGGGACCGGGGCCGGGGCCGGGGCCGGGGCCGGGGCCGGGGCCGUGCCCGUGCCCGUGCCCGUGGCCGUGCCCGUGCCCGUGCCCGCCGCCACCCGCCUGCAGGCCUAUGCCUGGUGCCGGGAGUUCCUCGCCGGGUCUUGGAAGCUCAUCGGGCCCGAAGAGUUCGGUAUCGAGCCUGUCAGCGGGGGGCUCAGCAACCUGCUGUUCAAGUGCGCGCUGCCGGAGCACAUCCUGAGCGUGGGGGACGAGCCCCGGCAGGUGCUGCUGCGCGUCUACGGGGCCAUCCUGCAGGGCGUGGACUCGCUGGUGCUGGAGAGCGUGAUGUUCGCCAUCCUGGCCGAGCGGGCGCUGGGGCCACGGCUCUACGGGGUCUUCCCCCAGGGGAGGCUGGAGCAGUACAUUCCGAGCCGGCGCCUGUGGACCGAGGACCUGCGGGACCCCGACAUCUCCAAGGAGAUUGCGGUGAAGAUGUCCCGGUUCCAUGGCAUGGUGAUGCCCUUCAACAAGGAGCCCAAGUGGCUGUUUGGGACCAUGGAGCGGUACCUGAAGCAGAUUUCGGAGCUCACCUUCCCCGAGGAAGGGCAGCUAAAGAAGUUCAACCACCUCAAGACUUAUAACCUGGGGGAGGAGAUGAAGAGCCUCAGGGAGCUGCUGGAGUCCACCCCCUCGCCGGUGGUCUUCUGCCACAACGAUGUCCAGGAGGGGAACAUCCUGCUGCUGGCUGGGCACGAGGCUUCAUCCUCUGACAAGCUCAUGCUCAUCGACUUCGAGUACAGCAGCUACAACUACCGGGGCUUCGACAUCGGCAACCACUUCUGCGAGUGGGUUUACAACUACACCCACGACUCCUGGCCCUUCUUCAAGGCUUCCCCAGAACACUACCCCAGCCGGCAGCAGCAGCUGCAUUUCAUUCGGCACUACCUCUGGGAGGACUCGGGGCGACGUGGGGACACCACGCACGAGGAGCAGGCCCGCAUCGAGGAGGAGAUGCUCACGGAGAUCAACCGGUUCGCUCUGGCCUCCCACUUCUUCUGGGGCCUGUGGUCCAUUCUGCAGGCAAAGAUCUCCACCAUCGAGUUCGGGUACCUGGACUAUGCACAGAGCCGCUUCGAGGCCUACUUCCAGCACAAGGCGCAGUGCUCCUGAGCGACCGCCCAGCCCUGCCUGCGCCCACCUCCGCUUCGCAGCCCCCCACCCCCCCCAGCAGCGCCCAUGCCGUGGGGCAGCCCAGGGGCACGGUGUCCCCCCAGGGUGGGCUGCCCCCCCGUGCUGCGAGGGGUGUGCUGCCCGGGUGGGGGCUGUAACGGUUCAGGUGCUCCCCAGGACUGUGCAGCGAUGCAGGGAGAGAGGUGGGUCUGCCCCGGCGUGUGCCCCCUGGACGAGGGGACGUCCUGUCACGGAGAGGUGGCACGUCGGCCAUGUCUUUGCUGCAGCUCCUGCAGACACGGCCCCAGGCAGAGCAGGGAGGCUGCUGGCCCGCGCGGUGCUGCCUGCGGCACGUCCCCCCAUGGCAGCGUGUCCCUCACCUCUGCGCCGUUGGCACUGAGCAGGGCUUGAGCUGCGGGUCCCGGCUGGUGGGAGCCCCCGGCCCUGGCCAGCAGCAGGGAGCUGGUGCAGCCUGGAGCCAGGUGGGGCGGGUGGCUGGGCUGUCCUGCCUGUCCCCUGCACCCUCCUGCCUGUCCCCUGCACCCUCCUGCCUGCAGCUGGGGCCCUGCCUGCAGCAGGGUCUAGGCAGAGCUGCCGAGGUCCAAGGGCUCUGCUGGGGGCAGAGGGGUGUGGGGGCCCUGCUCUUGCGUUUCAUUCCCCCCCAUGCCCCUCCCCAGGCCCCUGGGGCCAGGCCCUGUGCCGGGCUGCCUUCCCUGCGGCUCUCAGCUGCGCCGCGUCGCUGCUUGGCUGGGCCGGGGGCCGGGGGCCGGGGGCCGCUCCUCCCCUCCCCUCCCGACAGCAGAAUGUAAACCGUCCCCAGACCAAUAAACGCUGCGGUGGUGCACGGCU